UACUGGACAAGCCGCGGUAGUCCCUCCCUGUUCCAGUCAGUUUUUUUUCCUGUUUGGUGCCUAAUGAACAUGUCCCAGACCUUUCCUCUUACGCCGUCCAAAGCUGAGUUCUCGCGGGAGUUUGUUUUGCUGUCUUUGGCAUGCAGAAGAAGGAGGGGCAGAGAAAGAAAGUUAUGGCUGAAAGAGAAAGAGCGAGAAAGCAGAGGGGCAGGCUCAUUCCCGAAGAGAAAGCAACCUAAGUUAAUCUUCCUUGGAUACAAAUAAUUGCUUUUACUCUGUGGAGAAGUAGCGACUUUUGGUAGUAAAGGAGGGAAAAAAACAAGCUUGGUUGCCAAAAACAUUUCAGACUGUCUUGUCAGAAUGGAUUCUGAUUGGCUGGGAGUAGACCCAGUAGUGGGACGGCCCAAUACACCUCCUAACCUUUGGGUUUCUGUUUAACCAAACUCCAUUCCUCCUGGAUUUUUGGUUUGAGCCUACGAGUUGCAACUUUCCCUAUGUUAUACCCUCUCUCUAACCCAAUAGCCUUGACAGUGAGAAAUGUAUGUACCUAGUUCACGUUCAAUCCGGAGUAGGCAGGAAUGCCACGGAAAAGUCCAUAGACUGUGAUAAGAUACUGCUGGAAGCCUCCCCAGUUGCACUGACAGAGAGUGAGAAAGAGUGGGCACUAGACACACACAUACACACACACACACACACACAGACACUGAUAGGAGGAGUUGCCUAGAACACUAUGUUGGAGUGUGGAUCACUUGGUGGCUGACCUGGUCCUCAAAAGACUAGAUCCACUUCUGGACAUUGCAUUAACUCUGCCAUCCAUCCAUCCAUCUUUCUCCAGUUGUCAGCUAUGCUUUCCUUCGCCGCCCUCACCCUCCGUCUAGGGUCCACGGGAUGCAGAGGAGGCAGGCGCAACCUGGCGACAGUUGUCUCGGGCAACAAGACGUCUCAGCUGGUGAGGGAAAAGUUGAAAGAGGACUUGGACAAGAUGAGGGGCCAGUUCCCUGGCUUCCGGCCAGGUUUGGUAGUGUUGCAGGUGGGUGACAGAGAGGAUUCUAACCUCUACAUUAGCAUGAAGCUAAAAGCCGCAGCUGAGCUUGGAAUCAAUGCCAACCAUGUCAGACUGCCAAAGACUGCAACAGAGGAUGAGGUCCUCCGUAGAAUUGAAGAGGUCAAUGAGAACCUAGAGGUUCACGGCCUCAUUGUCCAGCUGCCCCUGGACUCUAUCAACCCCAUGGACACAGAGAAGGUGACUAAUGCCGUGGCCCCAGAAAAGGAUGUGGAUGGGCUGACCAGUAUCAACGCGGGGAAGCUCUCUCGGGGGGACCUGGGGGACUGUUUCAUCCCCUGUACUCCUAAAGGCUGCAUGAAGCUCAUUAGUCAGACAGGCAUGUCAGUGGCGGGGAAGAACGCUGUGGUGAUUGGCCGUAGCAAGAUUGUGGGAGCGCCUAUGCACGACCUGCUUCUAUGGAGCCAUGCCACCGUGACCACCUGUCAUUCCAAAACGACUGACCUGGCUGCACAAGUAGGAAGGGCAGACAUAUUGGUGGUGGGUGCAGGCAAGGCGGAGAUGGUGAAAGGCGAGUGGUUGAAGGAGGGCGCUGUGGUUAUCGACUGUGGCAUCAACCACAUCCCAGAUGACAGCAAAGCCAAUGGGAUGCGAGUGGUGGGGGACGUGCAUUACCCCUCUGCCAAGGAGAAGGCUGGGUUUAUUACCCCUGUGCCCGGGGGAGUGGGACCAAUGACCGUUGCUAUGCUCAUGGAGAACACUGUCCAGAGUGCAAAGCGCUUUCUCAAGACGUACCAGCCAGGAAAGUGGAACAUUUCCUACACCAAGCUAAAGCCACAGAAACCUCAACCCAGUGACACCGCGAUCGCACACUCCUUCACGCCAAAGACAAUUGGCCGUCUGGCCCGGGAGGUUGGCCUCUUCUCAGAGGAGGUGGAGCCCUACGGGACGACCCGAGCCAAAGUUCGUCUGGAGGCCUUGAACCGCCUCAAGACACAGCCUGAUGGGAAAUAUUUGGUGGUCACAGGGAUCACACCCACGCCACUGGGUGAGGGAACGACAACCACCACGCUGGGGUUGGCACAGGCCCUAGGGGCACACCUUCAUGUCAACAGUUUUGCCUGUGUGCGCCAACCCAGCCGGGGCUCAAACUUUGGGGUCAAAGGGGGUGCUGUUGGAGGUGGUUAUUCCCAGGUCAUUCCUAUGGAAGAGGUCAGUCUCCACCUCAGCAGUGACACACAAGCUGUCAUGGCAGCCAGUAGCCUGGUGGUGGACACCGUCAAUGCUCGUGUGUUAUCCGAGUCAACACAGUCAGAUAAGGCUCUCUUUGAUUGGCUGGUGCCACUGAGGGACGGUCACAGGAAGUUCUCCCUGUCCCAACUCAAUAGGCUGAAGAGACUGGGUAUAGAGAAACCAGAAACCCUGAAACCAGAGGAGAUAUACCGAUUUAUCCGUUUGGACAUUGAUCCAGAGACCAAGACGCUGAGUGGAUCUGUGGCCAGUGAGAUGAUGGCUGUGCUGGCCCUCAGUACCAGUCUGGGAGACAUGACGCGCCGCCUGGCCAGGAUGGUGGUGGCCUACAGCCGCAAGGGGAAGCCAGUCACAACAGAGGACCUGGGUAUUAGUGGAGUGUUGGCCACGUUGAUGAGAGAUGCUGUGAAGCCCAGUCUAAUGCAGACCAUGGAGGGGACACCUGUGUUUGUUCACACCUGUCCAUUGUCAGAUAUUGCCCAGGGCAACUCGUCCAUCCUGGCUGACCAGAUCGCCUUAAAGCUGGUGGGCCCAGAGGGGUUUGUGGUCACUGAGGCAGAAGGAGGUGCUGAAUUAGGCAUGGAGAAGUUCUUCGACAUCAAGUGUCGCUCUUCGGGCCUGCAUCCUGACGUGGUGGUGAUGGUGGCUUCGGUUCCUGCCCUGAAGAUGCAUGGGGGUGGACCUGCGGUCACGGCAGGUUCAGCCAUGCCGAAGGAGUACUCAGCGGAGAACCUGACGUUACUGGAAAAUGGCUGCAACCACUUGAAGAGGCAGCUGGAGAAUGCCCGGGCCUUUGGUUUACCUGUCGUUGUAGCCAUCAACACCUUCAGCACCGACACCGAUGCGGAGUUGGGCCUGGUCUGCGAGCAGGCUAAACUGGCGGGGGCCUUGGAGGCGGUGCCAUGCUCACACUGGGCUGAAGGGGGUGCCGGAGCGGUGGCGCUGGGUCAGGCGGUACAGAGGGCAGCUGAGACACCACACCAGAUGAACUUCCUGUAUGACCUGGAGAUGCCCAUUGACGACAAAAUCAGAGCAAUAGCCAAGUCAAUGUAUGGAGCGGAUGAUGUGGAGCUCCUUCCUCAGGCCCAACAGAAGGUGGCGCUGUUCUCAAAACAAGGCUUGGGCAACCUGCCCAUCUGCAUGGCAAAGACCCACCUGUCCCUGUCCCACGACCCAGAGAGGAAAGGGGUGCCCACCGGCUUUACCUUGCCCAUCAGGGACAUCCAUGCCAAUUUGGGUGCUGGUUUUCUCUACCCCUUGGUUGGCACGACGAGUGUACCACCCCAAUCUCCAGCCUUCUCCUGUUUCCAUGACAACGACUUCAGCACCGAGAGCACAUAGUCCCCGCCUCCUCUCGGAGUUGGACGUCAUUCAUCUCAAGAGGAGUGAAGACCUCUGUCCCCUCCAACUACUGUCAGCAAGUUACCAUUCUUUUUAGAUAUACUGUAACAACCCCUUUCAUUAAAUGUGGACCAAUAAGGAGAACAAAAUGAAGAUAAAAAGACAUAAGAGAAGAAAAAAGGCAAUAUGCUUCAUCUCACACCUGCUCUCCACUCCCUGUUGGACCACGUUCGUUUGACUCUCUCUCUCACACUCACACUCACACACACUCACUCACACACUCACUCACUCACUCACUCUCUCUCUCUCUCUCUCUCUCUCACUCUCUCACUCUCUCACUCUCUCACUCACUCUCUCACUCUCUCACUCACUCACUCUCUCACUCUCUCACUCUCUCACUCACUCACUCACUCACUCACUCACUCACUCACUCACUCACUCACUCACUCUCUCAAUUAACUCAAUUAAAUUUAAGGGCUUUAUUGGCAUGGGAAACAUAUGUUAACAUUGCCAAAGCAAGCGAAGUAGAUAAAACAAGUGAAAUUAACACAUUAAUAGUAAACAUUACUCACAAAAUUCCAAAAGAAUAAAGACAUGUCAAAUGUCAUAUCAUGUGCAAAUAGUUAAAGUACGAAAGGGAAAAUAAAUAAACAUACAAAUAGGUUGUA
Messenger RNA from Salvelinus fontinalis (brook trout), 4263 nucleotides. RefSeq names its product C-1-tetrahydrofolate synthase, cytoplasmic-like. Gene Ontology annotation, cellular component: cytosol. The record is from RefSeq and is a predicted model, not a curated record. Lineage: Eukaryota; Metazoa; Chordata; Actinopteri; Salmoniformes; Salmonidae. The coding region runs from base 845 to 3595 and encodes 916 amino acids. Gene Ontology annotation, molecular function: methylenetetrahydrofolate dehydrogenase (NADP+) activity; formate-tetrahydrofolate ligase activity; methenyltetrahydrofolate cyclohydrolase activity. Gene Ontology annotation, biological process: tetrahydrofolate interconversion. The transcript has 28 exons.